Raphanus sativus (radish) is the source of this 1529-nucleotide messenger RNA. RefSeq lists its product as uncharacterized. The coding region runs from base 190 to 1338 and encodes 382 amino acids. The transcript has 12 exons. Gene Ontology annotation, cellular component: endoplasmic reticulum; COPII-coated ER to Golgi transport vesicle. The record is from RefSeq and is a predicted model, not a curated record. NCBI's taxonomy places the organism in Eukaryota, Viridiplantae, Streptophyta, Magnoliopsida, Brassicales, Brassicaceae.
AGAGAGAGAGAGAGAGAGAGAGAGAGAGAGAGAGAGAGAGAGAGAGAUCCUGGUUGAUGCAAUCUAGUAGAGGUCAAUAGAGAGUCAGCUGAUUGAUUACCCGCUGAAUCCUCUCCUUCUCCCGUUGAAUCAACUAAAAAAGCGAAAACCCUAGAGUAGCUCGAGAUACGAGGGGGGGGGGCGUGAACGAUGAACAGGUUGAGGAAUCUGGACGCUUACCCUAAAAUCAAUGAAGAUUUUUACAAGCGUACACUUUCCGGUGGUGUCAUCACCCUCGCUUCUUCCAUCGUCAUGUUCAUUCUCUUCUUCUCCGAGCUUCGGCUUUAUAUGCACCCGGUGACGGAGACUCAGCUCCGUGUGGAUACAACAAGAGGAGAGAAGCUACGCAUCAAUUUUGAUGUAACAUUCCCAGCGCUUCAGUGCUCCAUUAUUAGUAUUGAUACUAUGGAUAUCAGCGGAGAGAGGCACCUCGAUGUGCGGCAUGAUAUCUUUAAAAGAAGAUUAGACUCUCACGGCAACGUCAUCGAGGCAAAACAAGGUGGAAUUGGUCAUACUAAGAUUGAAAAGCCUUUACAGAAACAUGGUGGAAGGUUGGAGGACAAUGAAAAGUAUUGCGGUUCCUGUUUUGGAGCUGAAGAGACGGAUGAUGCUUGCUGUAACUCAUGCGAGGAAGUUCGUGAAGCUUACCGAAAGAAAGGUUGGGGUCUCUCUGACCCUGAAUCAAUCGACCAGUGUAAAAGAGAAGGCUAUGUGCAAAAGGUGAAAGACGAAGAAGGUGAAGGUUGUAAUGUUCACGGUUUCGUUGAAGUCAACAAAGUCGCUGGGAAUUUUCAUUUCGUUCCAGGACAAAGCUUUCAUCAAUCAGGUUUUCAGUUUCAUGAUAUGAUAAUGUUCCAGCAAGGCAACUACAACAUUAGCCACAAGGUCAACCGGUUAGCGUUUGGGGAUUUUUUCCCCGGUGUAGUCAACCCUCUAGAUGGUGUGCAGUGGAAUCAGGAUAAACAGAAUGGCGUGUACCAAUAUUUCAUCAAGGUGGUACCAACCGUAUACACUGAUAUUCACGAGAAAACUAUUCAGUCAAACCAAUUCUCUGUGACAGAACAUUUCCAGAAUGCGGAAGCAGGUCGUAUGCAAUCCCCACCUGGUGUUUUCUUCUACUAUGAUCUGUCUCCAAUUAAGGUGAUAUUUGAGGAGCAGCAUGUGGAGUUCUUGCACUUCCUAACAAAUGUUUGUGCUAUAGUUGGAGGUAUCUUCACGGUAUCAGGGAUCGUGGAUUCCUUCAUAUACCAUGGACAACGAGCAAUUAAGAAGAAAAUGGAGAUUGGUAAAUUCAACUGAGUUUUGUUUUAUGUUAUACUAUAUUAUUCUCCUUUACACCUUGUUGGUCAAAAGACUGGAGAAUCUCAGAAUGGGUUUUUACAGUUAGACAUUAGGUUUGAGAAUGUUGCCACAACUUUGUACUCUUUUGACUUUCGAUUAUGUAAUCUCUCUUCCUCUGGCACAAGGUAAAAUGAUGUUGUGUUCUUCUA